Rubroshorea leprosula is the source of this 326-nucleotide messenger RNA. NCBI's taxonomy places the organism in Eukaryota, Viridiplantae, Streptophyta, Magnoliopsida, Malvales, Dipterocarpaceae. The record is from the annotation of a GenBank genome assembly.
AAUAAAUCAAAAAUUCAGGUCAAAUGUUAAAUCCCUUGCCAUGUAAGCAUGACAUGGCAAUUUUUUGCCAUCCAAGCAGCCAAGGGGGGUGUGUCCUCAACGGCAGUUAAGUCAGGCCGGCAGUCCCAAACGGCAGUUAAGUUGGCGUAAGAAGAAGGGCUUAAUUGCUUUGAUCCCCGAGUUCAAGGGCUUAUAUGCAUCAAUUACAGUCUAGGGGCUUAAUAGCGAUUCUGGGGUUGGUUCAGGGGCUUAACUUAUGGUUUUGCCAUAUUUUGCUAUCAUGGGACCCCUGAGGUUUGCUUUCCUAAUUAAUUAGAAUAAUAGUA